Molecule: messenger RNA, 3089 nt
Organism: Bemisia tabaci
Lineage: Eukaryota; Metazoa; Arthropoda; Insecta; Hemiptera; Aleyrodidae
Source: RefSeq, a predicted model, not a curated record
UUUAGUCUACUAUUGUGGUUCUUUACAGCUCGUCAUCCGUCUCCGUGAGCUCGCCCGCGCGCCAGACACGCCGUACCGUUUACUCCGUAUAACAUCCGCAAAUUCCGUUACGUAAACUCCGUUAAAUCCGUAGAUUCCUUCAAUUUGUUAGACCACAAGCGGAAAUCACCCUCGGAAAAACUUAUCUUGGCUGCGCUAGACAAGCUGUUUCAUAUGUUUUUCGACCUAACAGAGCAAUAAAAACUCCUCGUUAACACCAAAAAUUCCGUAAAAUCCGUAAGUUCCGCCAGUUUCAUCAGGUUCGUAAAUUUCGCUCGAUACGCAAAAUUACAUCGAAAAUUCCUUUCCUCAAAACGCGCAGGAACAAAUCCUCACCUCCAGUGGCUUGAAUUUUGGAUUCGAAUACCACCACAGGGAAGAAUUUCGGUGGAAUUGUGAAGAAAUUACACCUCGAUUUUGAGGAUGGUCGCAUUUUACGUAAGAAAUAUCCAAUGUUCUUCCAAUCCUAUACGAAACAGCAGCGCUAACUUACAAUUGUAAGAAAUAAAAAUAAAGCCACUGGUCAGCAACUGCGAACAGUAAUGAGGUAUCUCCAAUAGAGCUGUGGUUUUGAAUACCAUCACCGCGAAUUUCAUUUCUAAAAACUUAGGACGAAUACACGGUGCAUUUUACGUCGGAAUUUUUAAAAAAAAUUGCAUACUUUCCACCAAAAACCAACACUUAUCUAUUGCUUUACAGCACUUAAAUCUCCGACGGAAUAAAAACCGGCUUUGUACAUUAGGCGAUGCUUGAAUCUUGCAGUCGUUUUUUGAAACCCUCUUGACUACACGCAGAAUUUUUUAGAAUCCAUAUCAUGGGUCUCUUUAGAGGUUUUAAUACCAGAGAAACAGCAGGAAGCAACCCACGGGUUAGGUUAAGCGAAAGUCAACGCUUUCCAGCGAUCAAAAUGCAUACCCUAACUAUAGCUCGGCUGUAGUGAAAAAAGGCCGGCUUACAAGUUGCCAAGACAUUGCUGCCAACAAACACGCCAAAAAGUCUUCCAAACGGGCCCCAUGGCUGCCUGGUGAGUUGCCAAAACCAUGAACGUCGCCGAUGGCCCAUUCAUUUUUCGAAUCAACGACAAUGGAGGCGGUCCCAACUUACUUCUGCAGGUUUGCCAAGAAAGAGGCUGGCGAGAGUACAAUGACAAUGGAUUGUUCAAAGAUAACUGGAAUCUUUGGUGGCGAACGAACGGAUUUCCUGCUUCCCACUAUAGGCAACUCAAGAAGUGGCAGUUCACAAAUCACAUACCGAAAGGCUCUGCCAUUUGCAGAAAAGAUAAUCUGACGAGGUGUUUGAAAUGUAUGAAGAAAGUCUUCGGGACUAUUUUUGCAUUCAGCCCUGCCGCUUACAACCUGCCACUAGAUUAUACAAAAUUGGUCAGCGAAUAUAGCAGACAAAAAAAUGGCGAACAAUCUGAGGACGUAUGGAUUUGUAAGCCAGUGGGUCUUAGCCAAGGUCGCGGAAUCACUCUCUUUAAAAAGUUGAGUGAGUUGGUGUACGACUCGCACGCGGUGGUGCAGAAAUAUAUCAAGAACCCGUUGCUCAUUGGUGGUUACAAGUUCGACCUGCGGCUCUACGUGUGCGUCCCCUCAUUUCACCCACUCACAGUCUACAUCUACAGGGAAGGGCUCGCCCGAUUCGCCACCGAGAAGUUCUCGCUGGCCCACCUGGAUAACUUGUUCGCGCAUCUCACCAACUGCUCGCUCAACAAACUCGGCCCGGGCUACUGCGAGACUAAGGAUAGAGUCGGCCACGGGUGUAAGUGGAAUCUGAAACAGCUUCGACAUUACUUUCAUCAAGCGUUCAUUCCAGACUGGCUAAUUUGGCAGAGGAUAUCAGCGUUAAUCGUCCUUACCAUUGUUAGCCAAAUUAAUGGGGUCCCGAGCACGAAUAAUUGUUUCGAAUUCUACGGUUUUGAUAUCCUCCUGGACUCAAAUUUAAACCCUUGGCUUCUGGAGGUUAACCUAAGCCCAGCCCUAGGCAACGACUGUGAUGUGGAUCCAGCCGUGAAGAAACCAAUGCUCCACGACUUGUUCGACCUCCUCGGGCUGCCGGUCUGCAACACGGGUCUGUCCCUUUUCACCCUCUGGUCGGAGGACGCCAUCCGACGGGAGAGUUUAAAGACGUGGAAGAGCGUCGAUGACGAGGAACCUUGCAACCAGACCGAUGAUGAAUCCUAUGCCAGUACUGAACCUCAGGUCCAUUCGGCACGUGAUGAUCCGCGACCGCGGACGGCGGUGAACGUUGUGACUGUGGCGAAAAAAUGGCGGAAACGGCAACAGUGCAAGGAGAAACACCGGACUGUGAAGAAAAAUUGCUCCGGGGUGAAUAGUGUAGGCGUUUGUCAGAAGGACAUCAAUGACAACGAGAUGGACAAACCAACACCGCCCAGAACAUCGCCAAACCCGGCCAACAUCGCCAAUGACAGAGAGGCCGGUCAGACCCGAAAGACCAGACUAAAAACUAGACAGAUCCGCACAAAAGCGAACCUACCAGCAAUCACCGUGGGCGAAGACUACCCGGACAGCACGACGAGCCGGGCGACCUGCAGCGAGGACAACGUGCGGGUCCAACCGCGACGAACCUUCAACUACGGGCAGAAGAAGGGCUCCAUGUCGGACCUCUGGGUGUGGGGCAACGGGCGGGACUGGUCCUGCCCCAAGGCCAAGGAGGGCGACUGGGUGAGGGCCUACCCGCACUCCCCGAGGGACGCCCGCCGCCCCGACCUCCGGGACACCAACGCCGGGAGCCUCUUCUUCAACGACCGCGAGAUCCGGCCUGUCGUCACCGCCGUCGGCAGGUACCUCAAGGUCGCCAAGGAGGUCUUCGCCAAGAACCAGCACAUGUCCGACGAGGUCCUCAAUAAUAUGUUGCUGAAUAAUUUAGGGAUUCAUGGCGACGUCUGGCUGCCGCCCUCCUGAAUAGUUCAUCAUGUCUUCAGAUCCUUCUUUUAGGAAUUCUAAGUGAUCAAGCAUAGGUGGAUCCUAGAGUACCUAUAUUAAGAGAGUAUGACCACUGGGCCCCAUGGAGAGGCUUAGGACCCAAAA